UCUGCCUCUUCAGUUGUACCGUCAGUUUCACGUUGUACCAAAACAAAAAAGAUGCUGGCGCUUAUCAACCGGCUUUUGGACUGGUUCAGGUCCCUCUUUUGGAAAGAAGAAAUGGAGCUCACACUCGUGGGACUUCAGUAUUCUGGAAAAACCACUUUCGUGAACGUGAUAGCAUCUGGCCAGUUCAGCGAGGACAUGAUCCCCACCGUUGGUUUCAACAUGCGGAAGGUUACCAAAGGCAAUGUGACAAUAAAGAUUUGGGAUAUAGGUGGGCAGCCUCGUUUCAGGAGCAUGUGGGAGCGAUACUGCAGAGGAGUCAACGCUAUUGUGUACAUGGUGGAUGCUGCUGAUCGGGAGAAGAUCGAAGCUUCCAGGAACGAGUUACACAAUCUGUUAGACAAGCCUCAGCUGCAAGGAAUCCCUGUGUUAGUCCUUGGAAACAAAAGAGACCUUCCCAGCGCGCUGGACGAGAAACAGCUGAUUGAAAAAAUGAACCUGGCAGCUAUACAGGAUCGAGAGAUCUGUUGUUACUCCAUCUCCUGCAAAGAGAAGGACAACAUCGAUAUCACACUGCAGUGGCUAAUUCAGCACUCCAAGUCACGGAGGAGCUGAGAACCAAGCCCAGACUCAGCCCCAGUGCCAGACCCAGCAGUCAAACCCCAUCGACCCCGGGCUGCACUCGUGAUGUAGUCCC
Molecule: messenger RNA, 694 nt
Organism: Chanos chanos (milkfish)
Lineage: Eukaryota; Metazoa; Chordata; Actinopteri; Gonorynchiformes; Chanidae
Product: ADP-ribosylation factor-like protein 8B-A
Exons: 7
Coding region: 52-612 (186 amino acids)
Biological process (GO): anterograde axonal transport; protein transport
Cellular component (GO): lysosomal membrane
Molecular function (GO): GTPase activity; GTP binding
Source: RefSeq, a predicted model, not a curated record